AUGAAUAAAGAUCAGCUAUGCUCGACGGAUGAUGAAUUGACCACAGAUGAUGAAUUUGAAUACAUAGAAACAGAACAACUAGGUGAUACAAGCCAGAUAAGCCAGCUCCAGAACGGGCUAGGGGAUAAUACAAAAGAAUCGAAUUACCAACUAGAUGAAUCAGCAGAGUUCUUCGAGAAGUAUGCAGAUAAAUAUUUGGAAUUUACAGAUAAUAAUCCUACCACAUUCCAUGUAAUUGACUAUUUCAGGACAAUCUUGGAGGAACAUGGGUUUAGAUACAUUGCCGAGGAUACGCCAAUAGGAGACGAGAUAUCGAAACAGGUCAAUGAAGGCGGGCUCUUUUAUACCGUGAGAUCGAACUUGAGUAUUGUUGGAUUUGUUAUAGGUGGUGAAUGGGAUGCAACGAGGGGAAUUGGGGUUAUUGGGUCUCACGUUGACUCGCUAUCAAUUAAGCUCAAGCCUAUUUCCAAGCACAAGCGUAUAAAUGGAUACAAUAUGCUCGGGGUAGCUGGCUAUAGCUCGACUUUGACUGAUUUAUGCUUAGAUAGGGAUUUCGGAAUCGGGGGCACGAUACUUGUGAGAAAGGCAGAUGGUACUAUCACAAGAAAGUUGGUUAAAUCGUCUCCCCAUCCAAUUGCAAAAAUCCCCAAAUUAGCUGAACAUUUCGGGGAAGUUGCGGACAAAAAAUAUAACCAAGAAACACAAAUGGUGCCUAUAGUUGGUUUUGGAGAGAAUAAGGAAGAACCCAGUGAGACCGAGAAAGCAAGCCCAUUAUAUGAAAAGCAUCCUUUGGAAUUAUUGCGGUAUAUAUCUAAGAUAUCGGAAACGCCACUAGACCAAAUAGUUGAGCUUGAAUUAGAGUUAUUUGAUGUUCAAAAUGCCACCAGGGGUGGCCUUUCUAGGGAAUUUAUAUUUGCUCCCAGGAUUGACGAUAGAUUAUGCUCAUUUUCUGCUAUCUAUAGUUUGAUUGAAUUUGGUAAAACUUUCAAUGAAAACUUUAAAGAAUAUGAUGGUUUUAAUGCAGUUUUAUUAGUUGAUAACGAAGAAAUUGGUUCGGGAACUAGAACGGGAGCAAAAGGUAAAUUUCUAAACGCUGUUUUGGAUAGGGUUAUAUCUAUUAGAGGUAAGAAGUCAUCUGAUGCUAAUUUAGUAUUUGCAAAUUCAGUCAUACUUUCAGCAGAUGUAACACAUGCAUUGAACCCGAAUUUUAAACAGGCAUAUUUGAAGGAUCAUUUUCCUGUUCCAAACAAAGGACUCACAAUCAAAAUCGACCCGAAUGGACAUGUCAUGACGGACACAAUUGGUCUAGCUUUAUUGGGGGAUGUUGCACGUAAAGAAAACCAGCAGUUACAGACAUUCCAUAUUCGAAACGAUGGCAGAUCGGGUAGUACUAUAGGUCCCGCGUUAGCAUGCGACACGGGUGCAAGAGUCAUUGAUGUGGGCUUACCACAGCUAUCCAUGCACAGUAUACGAGCUAUGUGUGGGUUCAAAGAGGUUGGUCUUGGAGUUAAUAUUUUCAAAUCAUUCUUCAAGCAUUGGAGAAAUUCUUACAACGAAAUAGACUAUUAG
This is a messenger RNA of Debaryomyces fabryi, 1569 nucleotides long. It is a transcript of the gene LAP4, whose product is annotated as Lap4p. The record is from RefSeq and is a predicted model, not a curated record. Gene Ontology annotation, biological process: proteolysis. Gene Ontology annotation, cellular component: fungal-type vacuole. The transcript has a single exon. NCBI's taxonomy places the organism in Eukaryota, Fungi, Ascomycota, Pichiomycetes, Serinales, Debaryomycetaceae. The coding region runs from base 1 to 1569 and encodes 522 amino acids. Gene Ontology annotation, molecular function: zinc ion binding; metalloaminopeptidase activity.